Sphaeramia orbicularis (orbiculate cardinalfish) is the source of this 6489-nucleotide messenger RNA. RefSeq names its product A-kinase anchor protein 12-like. Lineage: Eukaryota; Metazoa; Chordata; Actinopteri; Kurtiformes; Apogonidae. The coding region runs from base 37 to 6378 and encodes 2113 amino acids. The record is from RefSeq and is a predicted model, not a curated record. Gene Ontology annotation, molecular function: calmodulin binding; protein kinase A binding. Gene Ontology annotation, cellular component: cytoplasm. The transcript is spliced from 5 exons. Gene Ontology annotation, biological process: regulation of protein kinase C signaling; signal transduction.
GUGUGCGCGCGACUCAGUCCAACUGCAGAUCCGACCAUGGGAGACACUCAGUCUGCGCCACGGGAGAGCAAGAAGGAUGCAGAGGCUGAGGAGGACAGAGGCAAAGCAGAGGAUGCACACAGCAACGACGAAACAGCAGAGCAGGUCAAGCCUUUCAAAAACAGUGGGGAGAUCUCCGAGCUGAGUGGAAAGGCAGAUGGGUCUGUAGCAGACAUCAGUGGCCAUUGUGAGGAUGAGCUAGCUGCAGAGGCCUUCCAUUCUCAGGACAAAGAUGUUUCAAGGCCAGAAAAUCUACCCACAGAAUUAGAAAAUGUUGAACUCAGUGAAACACAAAUACCCGAGGCUAAUGAAGAGGAACCCGUGGAAAUAAUUGACAUGGAGGUGAAGCAGAAUGACAUUAAUGAAAGUUUUAGGAGAUUUUUCAGUAAUAUAGGGUUGAAACUGACAGUGAAAAGAGGCUCAGCUGAUACAGGUGAAAUAACAACAGAUGUUCCAGAUGAGACCAACAAAGACGAGGUGAGCAGACCUGAGGAUGAAAGUAUUAAGGAGAACAAAAGUGAGGAUGUUGAACAGAAUAUAGAAGUGACCAAAGUACAGGAGACCUUUGACAAUGAUUCAACAACAUGUCCAACAUUGACAGAUGGUAUAUCAGAGGAUGUUCUUGUGAGUGUGGAAGAAAAAAUAACAGAGACCAAAGACCAAGCUUUAAAUGAUAUCCCAGAAACAGUGAUGAAUUUACCCAUAGUCCAAGAUGCAAAGGGGCUUGUUGAUGAUGUACCUACAGAAGAGCCAGACUCCUCAUCUCCAUCUAAUCGAGAUGAAGAGGUAGUAUCUCCAAUUAAAAAGUUUUUCACCACGGGAAUCUUCUCCAGUUUACGAAAGAAGAAACUAGCAGAAGAUGAGACAGCUGACAAAGAACUAGUAGACAUGAGGAAAAAGGAAUCUGUAAACGAAACUGGACAAACUGUGCAAGACCAACAAGAGCAAACACAGGAAAUUACUCCAGGUGUUGAGGCACAUGAGCUUAAAGAUGAGAUCCAGCCUGCAGAAUCGGCUCAGACAACCGAUUCAUCUGAAGUUAAAUCCUCUUCUACUAACCAAUCAAGGAUAAUUGUCAAUGAACCUGAAAUGCUAACUUCUCAAGAGAAAGACAAAGUUCAAGCCAGUCCUCUAAAAAGGCUGCUGUCAGGGUCUAGUUUUACAAGACGCUCCAAAAAGCAAAAAGGUAGGAGAUCAAGUGAUUCCAAACUGUCUGAUUCUGGAGAACACAUUGAAGAUCAGCUUAUGUCGUCCACAGAGUCCACAGAGUGUCAAACGAAGGAUAAGGAGAGUCCUGCACCUCCACUCUACGCAGAAGGUCCAGUGGAGGAGGAGGAGGGUGCAUGGGCUUCCUUUAAAAAACUUAUGACUCCAAAAAAGCGAAUGAAGCAGCCACCCUUAAGCAAUGAUGAGACACAGAUCCCAGUUGCAGUAGAUGAACAGAAAGCAGGUGAUCGAGAGCAAAUCUCAGAUCAUAGCACAGAGGAGAGCAAAAAAAGAAAAGACUCAUCUGUUUCAUGGGAAGCUGUUUUAUGUGGAUCUGGAAGGAGAAGAAGCCGAAAAACAUCAGACUCAGAAGAAGAAAUGCCCCAAGGUGAAAAUGACAAAGUAAAACAAGACGGUGAGACACACGGGGUGGAACCACAUGUGGAAAGAUCCAAUGAAGUUGAUGAUAUUACAGCAUGUUCUCCAAAACAAGCAGGAAGUCCUUCUGAGAGUGAUGGAGGGUUGACGUGGAAGUCAUUUAAGAAACUUGUCACCCCUAAAAGAAAAGCCAAGGAUGAGGAAGAAGGCAGAGAAAACAUCCAGUCUGAUGGUGAAGUUACUCAAGAGGAGUCCUCUUUUUCAAUCAAAAAACUUCUCCCAGGCCGAAAAAAGAGGAAGCCUGCUGAAAAGCCAGACCAGGUGUCUUCAGACGAGGCUGAUAAGGAAGCAGCUUCAGGUGAUGAAGACUCAGAGACGCCAGCUGUGGUCCCAUUGUCUGAGUUUGAUACCCCAGAGGCAGAAGGUCACAUACAAACUCAGGCAAAUAUAGAAAGCAUACCCAAAGUACCAGACCAUAUCCUGCAACAGGACCAAUUAAGUCAGAUGACUGAACAUUUGCAAACUUCGGCGAAUGAAGUCCAAGAUAGCAAUGAAGUUUUGGUAAAUCAGACAUCUACCAUCCCUGUUUUAAGUGAAGAACCUGACGACCUCACAGAAUUAAUUAGUAAACACCAGCAACUUAGUGAUAUACCGGAGGAGGGUAUAAUCACAGAUACCAUGGCCACUCCAGCAUCAGUCACAGAAGAGGCUGCUAGGGAUGACACAAUAGCAGAGGACUUCAUUGAAAUCACAUCUGAAGCCAUAACUGCACCAGAGCCUGUAGACAGUACCCAGGCAGAUGAAACUGAGAUGGUCUCUGCAGUUUCCCAGUUGUCAGAGUCUUCAAAAACAUCUGGCAAUACAACACCAGUUCCAGCAGAAUAUGACUUGAAGGAAACACAGGUGCUGCUGCAGCAGGUGGUUGAAACCAUUUCUGAGACCCCAGAUGCUAUCACAGUCAGUUCAGAGGAUCUAUAUCCUGAAAGAAUAGCUGGCUCUGUCUCACACCAAAUACUUGAAACAGUCGCAAAAGAAGAGCAAACAAUUCUGAAACUACACAGACAAUCAGACGCAACAGCUAUACGCACUGGACUAAAGGUUAGUACACUAGAUGAAUUUGAUGAAACUGCAGCAUCCGCCCAAACAGAAUGCAUAUCUGAACUCAAUGAAGCCAUUUCCACAGAAAUUGCAUCUGAGGUUUCUACAGAGUUUGACUCUGCUCAGAUUGCUGAAGAUGAAGUACACAAGGUCAACAUUUCCCAGCCACAUGAAAGUAUAAAACAAUUUGAGCAAGUAGAGAGUAAAGAUGACAACCGAUUUCAGAUGCAAUCCCAGUCUGAGGUAACUGAGUCUGUGUCUACAGAGAUAUUGCAAAAAGGUGAAGAUGUCCCAGAUGAAGCUUCUCUACUUGGGGUACAUGAAGGGGAAGAGGAACCCUCAAAAAUUGACACUCAAGACAAAGGUUUAUCUGCAGUAGAUGAAACUGCAGCUCUUGUUACCGAGCAGGAAGUAGAAUCUUUGUUAGAAAUAAAAGAUGAAAUCACACAACAUGACUCAACAGCUGAACUCACAGAAGCAAAAGAGCAGCUGGCCAAAGCUGAUGAUGUGCCUGAAAAUCAAGAUGAACAACAGGCAGAUGCUGCCAAAACUGAAUAUAUUCAAAAUUCAGAAAUGCUAGAAUCUCAACUAUCAACUACACCAGUGGAGGAUAGUGUCCAAUCCACUCAAAAGGAACACACUGAAGUCACUGUGGAUGAAGCAGACAAAGAACCCAAACCAGAUGCUGUUAAAACUGAUGAAGUACCUGCACAAGAGGAGGAUAUUUUUGAGUCUUUGGAAAAAGAGAUAACAGAAGAUGAUGCAGCAAAAGAGCCAGAACAUGAACCACCUGCUGAUACUGUUAAAACUGACCAUGACCAGGUUGUAGAAAUUCUAGACUCAGGGGUGGGUACGGCUCAGGUACCUGAAAAGGAAAUAAAAGAUGAUGUAGCUGCAGAAACAGACAAACCUCAAGAGAAAGCAGAGCUUUUCACUGAAGUGGCAGAAGAAUUAGAAAUUGUGCAGAAAUCCACAUUAAAUUCAAAGGAGGGAACCAUUCUGUCACCUGAAGAAAAAGUGAAGUCAGAGGAUCACUCACAAGCAGAAACACACAAAUUCAAGCAGGAAACAGAUUCUGGUCUACAAAACAAAGAUGAACAACUCAUGAAUGCUUACAAACCAGAGCAUGCUCAAGAACCAGAAGUAUUAGAUGUUGCACAAGCAGCCACCUUAAAUUCUGGAGUUAUAUUAGAGGAUACUGCAGCACCAGAUGUAGAUGAAUCCACAGAGGAAACGAAAGCUAGUGGUGAGUUGGAAGAGCUACCACUGGAGGCUACCAAAACUGAACAUGAUGAAAACAAAGUUGUAACUGAAACAGAAACACAACAAAGCAUCAAAGUUGGGAUCCAACCAGAUCAGGCUUUAGAGAAUGAGAAUCACAAAACAGAAAACACUACUGAUGACGUCCUACUAAGUAUGCAGGUUGAACAAGAAGACCUCAACACUCAGGAUGUAGACAAGAUACAACCUGUAAUUGCUGUUCACAUAUCCUCUGUUAAUGAAGACACAGGUACUGCACAGAUACUUGAAAAAACAGUGAUUACUGAAGAAACCCCAGCACCUUGUGUAGAUAAAACUGCAGCUGUAGAUGAACCAGAACAUGAGAUACAUCUCAGUGAAGUGCAAGUUGGUGUUAAAGAAGAAAAAGAAGGUCACCUUCCACAUACUGAGACAAGGACCGCUGAAAUGGAGUGUGCUGCAGUGCCAGAAAUAAUUGCAUUCAAUCUGAAAGAUGUCAUGGCUGCAAUACCUGACCUAGUACUUAAGAAAUCAUCAAUAGAGAGUGAAGACAUAGAAAUUUCAGAGGUAACUCCAGUACCUUGUGUAGAUAACAUUGUAGCUCAAGAUGAACCCGAACAUAAGAUAUAUGUCAGUGAAGUGCAAGUCAGCACUGAGAAAGAAGAAGAACAGCAGUUUUCAAGCACUGAAAUGGGGACUACUCAAGUCCAGCAUGCUGUAGUGGCUGAAGUCAUCACAUGUAAUGUUGAAGAAGUCACAUCUGCAAUUCCUGAUAUUUUCAUACUGCAACUAUCAGAAGUGCAUGAAGAUAUGAUAGGUAUAGGGACAAAUGAGCAAGAAUUCAGGGAGACAGCUGAGACUGCCCCAGUGCUAACUGAAGAUAAGGUAACUGACACAGUACAGGAGGGCAACACAGUUGUGAUGAUGCAUAUGCCAUCAGUAGAGUUUGAGGACAGUCCCAGUAUUCAGGUACAGAUAGUCGAUGUUGAUAUAAAAUCAGCUGAGACCAGAGUGGACACAGUAAAAGCAGGGGUAACACAGACCAAAGAAAUUAUAGAUGUUUGCCAUGAAACAGUUACAAAAGUGGACAAUGUGUCAGCUACUUUUCAAAUCGAAGAGGAAAUACCUAGUGAGGAAGACAACGUGACCAUUCAAGAAGUUCUUCAACAUGUAAAGGAAAGACUGCCAGAGCCAAAACCAGUGGCUGAAGUGGGACAAAAAGUUGAAGAACAGCCAAAUGAUUCAACACAGCCGAGUGGUACGGUUGAAAAAACACAAAGUGAAGAAGAGGGUAAAAAAAUGGAGGAGGAUACUACUGGGCCUGAUGUCACAAGUGACGACUUCGAAGCUAAACAGGAAAUCAAACACGAUCAAACACCUGAUCUCCCAGGAACAUUAGAUGUGUCCUUCCAUGAUGACAAAGAGGAUUCAGACAAAACUAAAGCAGAACUGGAGAAAACAGAAGGUGUCACAGCUGACCAACUGGCUGUAAAGAGAACGGAUGAGGAAGAGAAGGAAGCUCAGAGUACACAGUCUGCCCAAACUCAGAUGGCUCCACCUAAUACUACUGCACUGGCGAUCCCCCAAAGCACUGGAAUAAUGUCAUCACUAGGAAAUGUAGAACCCCCCUCCAGCCUUUCUUUGGAGUUUAAACUAAAUAUCCAGUUUGGGCAGUCAAAGACACCGGCUUCACCUACUUCGUCACCGUCUCUGACAGAAAGAACAGAAUUUGUAAAGUCAGCAGAAAUGUCCGAAGUCGGAAUUCAAGCAGUGGAAAAAAUACAAGUUGUAACGCAGACAACUGAAACACAAGGAGCUGAGACACAGAAAAGGACAAGUCUGACAGAAGCUGCUGUCCAGGCAACAGAAGUCCCAGAAUCAGCAGUCACCCCAGAAUCACUGGAAACGGCACUCAUUAAGGAUCCACCAGUCUUGAUGGAUGUUGGCAUCCAGUCAGUGGGAACAGGAGGAUCAGAAGAACACAUCAGGUCAGCUGAGGAGGUGACGCCCUGUGUCCAGGGAGCAGAAACCAUCCAACCAGUACAGCCACCAGAGAAACCACAAGUUCUCCUGAUUCAGCCGCUUGUCUCUGAAGUUUCUGCUCCACAGGUGGAAGUAGUGGAAGAAGAGGAAUGUGAGCAGGAUGUGUGGAUGGAUGCAGAGGAAAACAUUUCCACUCCAGAUGAAACCGAGGUGCCCCGUGCAGAGCUGGAGGAAUCUCUGGAGUAUCAGUCAGACAAUGACAAAGAGUCCAAAACAGAGUUUCACAUGGCCCACACCGAGGAAGAAGAGAGUCAUCAGGAAAUGCACACAGCAGAUGGAACGGCUGAAAUAGAGAGUGAAGGUGAAGAUUUUACUGUCGCCGCCGAAGACCCCGAAAAUGCAACCACGAGCACAUCUACAACAGAGAAGGACUAAAGCCUCUGGUUAGACAAUCAACAAGGAAGACAUUUUACAGAAGCCAUCACAGAAAACACCUGACUGGAAGACUACAGGAAUAUGAAGUAUUUCUGAUGUUUCUCAUUAAGU